Molecule: messenger RNA, 2073 nt
Organism: Penicillium griseofulvum
Lineage: Eukaryota; Fungi; Ascomycota; Eurotiomycetes; Eurotiales; Aspergillaceae
Product: ubiquitin-specific protease UBP1
Exons: 1
Coding region: 1-2073 (690 amino acids)
Biological process (GO): protein deubiquitination
Cellular component (GO): cytosol; nucleus
Molecular function (GO): cysteine-type endopeptidase activity; cysteine-type deubiquitinase activity
Source: RefSeq, a predicted model, not a curated record
AUGAACACCCGCAACGGGCGCUCUGAGAUCUCUUCCAACCGGCCAGAUCAGUACGCAAGCCGCAACAGUCAUUAUGAAUCCCCCUUCACGACUUUACAAAACAAUCAAACACUAGCAUACAUAUUCCUUGUUUUAAUUUCGAUUCCUAUCUUCCUCGGCUACCUCGGACUUGUUCCCAUAUCGCUAUUCCAGCUCCCCUGGGAUCUCAUCGUCUAUUUUACACCCUCUCGGAUUGUUAUCGCUUUGGACCCUCGCGUAUCAACCUCCGACCCCAACUCCCUAGCCUCUCCUUUGACCUUUCAGGAUAAAAGCGACGCCAUGAAACGGAUACUCGGCUUAGACAACAAUGUCUACUUUCCCUUUUUCUCCCGGUCAAGAUCACUCUCUAUCUUCGGAAAUGCGUUGCUGGGGAAUACCGAGGAUGUCGCACCCCCGGGGCUUGGAAACUGGAACAACUCGUGUUUCCAGAAUAGCAUCAUACAGGGACUGGCUUCUUUGAAAUAUCUCACCGAGUUUCUGGAACACAACGUGGACAACCUCUCCGGCAAGGCUUCUAUCUCGACGCACAAAGCACUCCUAGACCUUAUCGACCGUCUGAAUAGCGCCUCCAAAGGCGGAACCAAGCUGUGGAUCUCUGGGCCUCUGAAGUCUAUGAGUAGCUGGCAACAGCAAGAUGCGCAAGAGUAUUUUUCCAAGUUGCUUGACCAAAUUGACCAUGAGGCUGAAAUUUGCUCACGGGGAGCUACUUUAAAUAUGGGAUUGAAAAUCGCAGGACCCGAUGAGAACAUAUUUCGAGACAGCGACUAUGACGACUCGACGGGCCCUUCGGAAACCGAAUCGCCCUCAUCGACAGAUAAGCUUUAUCUUGACAGGGUUUCAUCUUGCAAUCCUCUGGAAGGCCUACUCGCUCAACGGGUAGGGUGCAUGAAAUGUGGAUGGACUGAAGGGCUUUCGUUAAUCCCUUUCAAUUGUCUCACUGUUCCUCUGGGCAGAAGAUCCUCGUAUGAUGUUCGCGACUGUUUGGACCAAUAUAUGACGCUUGAGCCUAUUGAAGGCGUGGAAUGCGCUAAAUGCACGCUGUUGCAUCGACAGGAGCAGCUUCUCAACCUGAUCAGUGGAUUUGAAUCCGAUGACAGUUCAGCAGACAGCUCCGACGAACCUCGACCAUUCGAUGCUGUAAAACUGUCAGCCCACUCGCGAUUGGAGGCUGUCAAGGCGGCUUUGGAAAGCAAUGAUUUCAGCGAAACUACAUUGGCAAACAAGUGCCACAUCAACUCAAAAAAUCGAAUCUCAACCACGAAAUCUCGACAAGCCGUCAUUGCGCGGGCUCCGCGCUGUCUCGCUAUCCACAUUAAUCGUAGUGUUUUUGACGAGAUGACUGGGAAUUUGGAAAAGAAUCUCGCGGCAGUCGCGUUCCCUCAAAUGAUCGAUUUGAACAAUUGGUGUCUUGGCGCCCGUUCUCUCAGCAAAUCUGGCGACAUUUCUGAACAGUGGGAAACAAACCCCUCGCGGUCCAUGCUUCCACAGCCUGGGGAAUCCAUUCAAGUCCCCAGCAGACAAUAUCAAUUACGCGCAAUCAUUACCCAUUACGGCCGACACGAGAAUGGACACUAUAUCUGCUACCGCAAAUAUCCGACAUCGGAAUUCACAGCUCCUGCGCCAGACGAGAUCCUUCAAGCUGAGGGUGAUAAGGACAAGCCGGAGCGUUGGUGGCGCCUCAGCGACGAUGACGUGCAGAUGGUUAGCGAAGGUCAUGUGAUGUCACAAGGAGGUGCCUUUAUGCUGUUCUACGAAGCUGUGGAUGAGUCCGUCUCGCCGUGUUCGACUCCAUCUGCAACUGCAGAACAUGACCUAUAUGCAGAGUCUACUCAGUUCGGAAGUGUAGAACCAAGGAACAUUUCCACGCCGUCUACUGUCACCGACUUCGAAUCUGCUACUUCCCGUGAAACCAGUAUCUCGUUGCCGAUGGACGAUUUUCCUCCUGUCGACUCGUCUUCGAAGAUUUCGAGCGUGAUUGCCACUGAUGCUGAACGGACUGAUGAACUGGACUCGCCCUCUACCAUCAUCUCAUGA